UCCCGGCUAGUCCCUCCCACACAGCCUGCCGGCCUCGCGAUAGCGUCGCCAGACGAGGCAGGACAACGGCAAGUACAGGGUCUGACUGACGUUCCUGCUGACUCAGCAACCACUAACGAGGAAUCGGAUCACGAUCUAGCCAUUCGUCUGCAGAGGGAAAUGCUGGUAGAGGCUUCCAAGGGUCUUGCGCUGUCGCCUGGCAAAAACCCGGACUUCGAACUGGCGUGCAAGUUGAUGCAAGACGAGAUCAAUGCCGCUGAGGCAGCCAAACAGCAGUUUUCUUCCGACUACGAACUGGCGAUGAAAUUGCACCAGGAACUCAACUUGGCAACCGUCCAAGAAGUCAAUGCCCCUCCGCAGCAGCCGCAUCCGCAGUACGACUCAGGAAAUGGGUCCAACUAUUGCACCCGACCUUCACCUCUCCACCCCGGCGGCACCAAUCAGGCUGGUGCAGGGCAUACACCGUCGCCACGCAGACGUGCUUCUGAUGUAAGUGAUUUUCCCCACCCCCUCAAACUCGUCCUGAUUUUUUACCUAUUCCUUUCGCACGACAUGUUUUUGGACGUACUUCUACUCUUCCGAAUAUGGGUAUUUUGUAAUGCUAUAAUGCUUUGCAAACCACUCGUCAAACUUCUCUCCGUUGAUGAUGUAGACCGCGCCUUUUGUUGA
Molecule: messenger RNA, 669 nt
Organism: Dibothriocephalus latus
Lineage: Eukaryota; Metazoa; Platyhelminthes; Cestoda; Diphyllobothriidea; Diphyllobothriidae
Source: the annotation of a GenBank genome assembly